UACCCAGAACCCUUUGCGAAGGUGCAACGUAGCCGGCUACGUUGGCGUCUGCGCUGUGGGAGGAAAAAAAAGCGAAGCCGGCUGAGAGGCUGACGGAGACUCUGCUGCGCUCGCCGGUUCCGGAGCCGCCGCCCCGCUGCCAGGACCAUGGCAAGUCCAAGAACAAGGAAGGUCCUUAAAGAUGUGCGAGUGCAAGAAGAGAACAAUGUUUGUUUUGAGUGUGGCGCAUUUAACCCUCAAUGGGUGAGCGUUACCUAUGGAAUUUGGAUCUGUCUGGAAUGCUCAGGAAAACACCGAGGCUUGGGCGUUCAUCUCAGUUUUGUGCGCUCUGUCACAAUGGAUAAAUGGAAAGACAUCGAACUGGAGAAAAUGAAGGCUGGUGGGAAUCGAAAAUUCCGGGAGUUUUUAGAAUCUCAAGAGGAUUAUGAUCCUUGCUGGUCAAUGCAGGAGAAGUACAAUAGCAAAGCUGCGGCACUCUUCAGAGAUAAGGUGGCUGCAUUGGCUGAAGGUAAAGAAUGGUCAGCUGAAACAUCUUCUGCCAGAAAUUGGACUCCGCCUCAACCCAAAGUUGCUUUGUCCUCAGUUCACCGAAGUUCUGCUGGACAACCCCAGAAUGCUGGUGCCUCUUCUGACAAAGCUUUUGAAGACUGGUUGAAUGAUGAUGUUGGCUCUUAUCAAGGUGGUCAAGAAAAUCGUUACGUGGGGUUUGGGAACACAGUUACGCCUCCGAAAAAGGAAGAUGACUUUCUCAAUAACGCCAUGUCCUCAUUGUAUUCAGGAUGGAGCAGUUUUACGUCUGGAGCCAGCAAGUUUGCUUCGGCAGCUAAAGAGGGUGCUACCAAAUUUGGAUCUCAAGCAAGUCAGAAGGCUUCAGAGUUAGGUCAGAGUUUAAGUGAAAAUGUUCUCAAACCUGCACAGGAAAAGGUGAAGGAAGGGAAAAUCAUGGAUGAAGUCACCCAGGGAGUCUCACAUUUGGCUUCCAAGGUCCAGGGAGCAAGUACAAAGGGUUGGCGAGAUGUUACCACUUUUUUUUCUGGAAAAGCUGACGAGCCUGCUGAAAGGCCACCCGAGGGAGAGAGCUACCAGAACAGCAGCGGCGAAGGCUACCAGAACAACACUGUAGAUCAAAGCUUUUGGGAGACCUUUGGAAACUCGGACCCACCAAAGACCCAUAAGUCCCCAAGCAGUGACAGCUGGACUUACGUGGACAAUUCUACUGAGAAGAAGAGUUCCGAUAGCUGGGAUGUCUGGGGAUCUGGGACAGUCUCCAAUAACAAGAACAGUAACAGUGACAGCUGGGAAAACUGGGAGACCAGUUGGGAGAACGCAGGAGGGGAGGGCAAAGCCAAAAAAACCCCUAAGAAGGCCACUAAAGAAUCUUCUUCGGCAGCUGAUGAAGGGUGGGACAACCAGCACUGGUAGGACUUUGUCCCCAUCUGGCAUGGCUUUGGAAAGAAGCCGUACGUCUGAUGGAAAGGUUCCCCACCUAGCAGGAUUAACAUCCUUGUCGUUUUGGGCCUGUUAAACCUCAUGCUUAACUGUUCCAUUCUCUUUCCACUCCUGUUUACAGCAAAAGAGAGAACUGUGUUUGUUUGCAGAUUCUUGUAAUUAUCAUAUGACGAUUCAUCUCUCCCAUGGAAACGACCGUAUGCCAUUAGAUAUACUCUCACCGUGCUGCUGUUGUUUACGGGACAUGCCAACUUGCCUAAAGCAAGCAUCUGAAGGAAGCAGGUUUCACGCCAGCAUGCUUUCGUAGCACAAUACUGCAUGCGUAGUCUUACAAGAUCACCCAGCUUCUCUUUGAACUUCUGGAGAACUUCUGGAUGGAAUAGUAUUACAGUAUCUUCAAUGGGUUUCAAGUUAGUGAACUGUGAGCAGAGCUGCCGGGAUAACUCUGAAUUCAGCCAAAAUGGUAAUUGAGACACUAUUGAAACAGCGGUUGGAUUGAUCAAGAUUUGAAAUCAUUAACAAAUCCUUGCCAUAUUCCCUUUGAUUCCUGUAGAAGAAAAGACGUUCAACUUUUCCUUCAAGACAUUUGGAGAGAUGACAGAUCGAGUCCCUUUUUCCGACAGAUUUUUAGGAGGUGCGUCCUUGAAAGAUUCCCUCCCCUUGAAAGGAAAUAUUUCACCUCAUUUUCUCAGGUUCCAUUUGCUGCUGGGGAUUUUAACAGGACUGCUUGAUAUCUCAAAUAAUGAUCUUUUUGGAAAGUUUAAUCAGUGGAAACAAGAUAUGUGACCAGGAUCAGAUUGGAGCCUUCUCAGGAUAGAAGCAAAGAACUGUAGAAGGACAUCAUUCCAGUUAACUUUUCCAUUUAUUUGAGUUUUGGGAAGUAUUCAUUAAUGAGAUCAUUAGAUAGAUACAAGACUCAAUAGAUUUUUCCUAAUUCCUCUGCCUCCCCCUCUCCCCUUUUUAAGUUAUCAGCUUGCAACUCUAUUAUGUUGGGCUGUGUUGCAUGUUAGACAAAUUGGACUUUUUUUGGGUCAGUAAAAUAUGCCCCCCCCCCAAUGCCCGUGGUCAGAUUUCUGGUUAUCAUUUCUAUGCUGCAACACUUUUGAGUCUACAGUGUGGCUGUUAAUGUUGUGAGAACUUUCUGGAAGUCUUUAAAUCAUGAUUGCAUGGGUAGAGGCCUGGUGUGGAUAUCAGUAUGGCAUUUUUUACAUUAUUUGUAUAGAAAUGUUGUUUGUCGACCUGGAUUUCAGAUGAGACUUCUUCUAAAAAGAUGUUUUUAUUGGCAGGGGACCUGUAUGUGUGAUGAGUUGCUGCACAGACUUGAACAUGCAGACUUCUACAGUGUCCCCCCCACCCACCAAAAUCAUGAGCUAUCCACAAAGUGUCUUUGUUUUCCUGUGUGUGUAGUUCAACAAUAUGUCUGAAUUUACUUUCUAGCAAAAUAUGGUCUUGUUGACUUGUUCGGCUGCAUUUAAUUUAGUCUUUCAAACUGCCAGCUUAAACUUUUCCUUCAGUCACUCUUUCAUUUUUCCUUCUUCUCCAUCAUCUAUUUUUUGUAGGCUGUCCCCGUGCCCUUCUGGUAAAUCAAUGACAGCAGUGAUGUUUUUCAUGAACCCUUCAAGGUGCUUUUCCUUGUGCCAGACUUCUGUGUUCUUAUUCUGAGGUUUCUUACUUUUCACAGUGCCCUUUUUGCAAAACAUACUCUUCCAAUAUGGGUGUGUGCGCGCACGUACCUUCUUUCCCCCUUAAUUUUUACUCUCUUUUUCUGCUUCUAAAGAUGCAGUAGGUACUUGUGGUUAACUUGUAGGGACUAAUUUAAGUGUAUAUAUCCCUCCCUUUUAUUUGCUGUCUCAAGUACUUGUUUACUGCCCGGUUUUUGAAACCAGUGCUUGGGCUUUGCAGAUCUUCUGUAAGCUGAUCCACAGCUGAUGACUUUGAUAGUUAGUCUUUAAUCGGGGUUUCCAGUAGCAGCAACAGCAAUACAUUGACCGCUGAAGUGGUUUCACUGAACUUAAUAUAAAGCUGUCUGCAAUUUCUUUUGGACUGGUUCUUUGUUUUGUUCAUUGUCUAAACAGCCCCAGUCUCUGGCUACAGAAUAAGAACUUGAGAUGCACAAAACCCUUUUCUUUCCUCUGUAUCCAAGCCUCCUUAGCUCUGUAAUUUUUGUCUCAAGUUCUGUCUUGGCCAGUUGACAAUCUAUGCUUUUGAGAAGCCCCCACCCCAAAUCCUCCAUCAUUCGGGCUUUUACAUAGAAUGUGCUUGUAUCAAUUUAUUAACACUGCAAAAGGUUGUAGGGCUCAUGGUGUCAGAUUACCACUUCAGUCUGUCACUCAAUCCAGUCUCUUUAUGCAGCUGUUUUACAAGGGAUGUUCUGGCCGCUUUUGGUUCAUCCUUAAUCACAGUCGCUGCUAGGGUUAGGGUCACCGGUACCUUGAUUUUGGGUUAUUGCCUUGACAUCCUUGUCUUGUCAAGAGUGUUACCCUGUUUUCUUCCAAUAUGGUACAAAGAGAAGACAGAUCUCUGCUCAUAGCAGGGCUAAAGCAAGCUUGGAAAUAGCCACUUCCUAGAGUGCCUGUGACAGGUAAGAACUACCUAUAUGGAAGUUUUUGUGAAUUGGAAGAUCAUGGGCUCUCUUUCAUGCCAUUAAUGGCUAACAGGUAUGAAUUGAAUAGAUGGGCUAAUAGCUCUGAAUUUCAGGUGGGGUCUAAGGAUUCAAGAGCAUUACCAGAGGGGGGGCUAGCACUCUAAAAUAGAAUUGGCUGGGACAUUAAAGAUUGUCAUUUUCCAUCGCUUCACUUCCCUUGUGCGGGGGGCGGGGGGGUUGCACUUACGUCUAAAAAACUAACCACAAAUCUCUUUAUUGCCAGUAUGCAGAAAGAGCUAUUUCCUAUUUCUUUUUUUUUUAAUUACAUUUUAAAAUAACUUUUAAUGCCUACAUGCACUGGAUUUGUAGGAACUAAAGUCGUUGUCUGAGUUAGACUUUUCAGGCUGAAGUUUCUAUUCUGCAAGUGCUUGUUUAAGUUCCUUGGGAGAUCGUCCUCGUAAAGGCACUUCCAACCCCUGGAAAUUGGCUAUUAUAAUGGUAAAACCUAUACAUCUUCUACUACUGCUGUGGAAGAGAGUACAUUUGGCGGGGGGUGGCUUUGAGUUAAGAGCCUCAAUAAAUGGGGGUACCACCGGCUUUAGUAUUUUCUGUGGAACUUGGCAGUCGGAGAUAAAAACCCUACAGUGCAGUGUUGAUUAAACCUUAGUAGUCUGGGCCAGAUGACAUCAUGACUUUCCGAUCGCGAAGACUGCCCAUCCAUUACAGCCUCGCACCCAUGACUUUGCCUAGACCUGGCACUUCUGGCCUCAUCAUAACCAUGCUCCCCUAUCUUUUGUUUCUGGGCUGAGAUCCUCCUGCCUCUGCUUUUACUUUUUGCAGUGCCAGUUCCGUUGUCUCGUUCAUCCCACGGUGGCUAGGCUUUGGAAAAUGUGUAAGGAUUUUAGAGGAAGCAUCCGUGAGCCGCUUCCAGCUUUUGGUUACAGAGAUCUACAAAGUCCAUCUGGAUUAUGUCCUUGGAGAUGACACUUUUCCAUAUGAUUCACCAGCAAGGAAAAUAGUUACUGGAAUCAGCUGUCAGCUCCAGCCUGCUUGAGACUGCUUAACCCACUGGGCUACAAAGUCCCUCUGUGUUCUACGUGGGUCAUAUCGUCGUAGCUGAAAACCUAGAAACCAGGCAUCUUGUUUCAAGUGCCAUUUGCAAAGUUGGAUGUUUCUGAGAACGCAGAACCCGUGUGCAUUUAGCACUGAGAUUCAUGACUUAAUCUCACUGUGCAAGUCUUGCUGGAAUCUCCACUUGACCACUCCCCAAGAAUAUGGCACUCCUGCCUGCUCUAAUGUAACAUUCCAUGGGUAGAAAUGUUAUGUAUUGAUGUAGUACUUUGUGCAAUAACUUAAAACUGUGAGGUGAGCCUCCUUUUAAUUUAAACCGGAACAAAAAGGUGGUGUCUCUCUGUACUAAGGCUUAAAUGAACAGUACCAGUGGAGGAUUCCACUCAAAACUUUUGAGUAUUACAGUCUGUGGCUUCAAGAGACUUUUAACUGGACUCUAAACCCCCUCCUCCUUUACAUACCUGGUUGGAACAACCCGUCUCUGGAGCCUUUCCUUUGAGAGGGAGGGAGGUUGUAAGAGACGAGAUCUUUUUACUUUUCCUACUUUGUGUUUGUGAAGUUCACAGAAUCCGUGAACAAUUACAUGUUCUGUUAAAUGGUACUGGACUUAAACCUACUGUGUCAUCUUGAAAAAAAAUCCAAUAAAGAGGAAUGGA
This is a messenger RNA of Eublepharis macularius, 5760 nucleotides long. RefSeq names its product ADP ribosylation factor GTPase activating protein 1 (gene ARFGAP1). The record is from RefSeq and is a predicted model, not a curated record. Gene Ontology annotation, biological process: regulation of ARF protein signal transduction; regulation of endocytosis. Gene Ontology annotation, cellular component: Golgi membrane. The coding region runs from base 148 to 1422 and encodes 424 amino acids. NCBI's taxonomy places the organism in Eukaryota, Metazoa, Chordata, Lepidosauria, Squamata, Eublepharidae. The transcript is spliced from 13 exons. Gene Ontology annotation, molecular function: GTPase activator activity.